GGACUGAAUGGCAAAAUUGAAAACCUGAAGAAUGAGUUUGGGACAGUUAAGCACGAAUUAAAGGAAAUUCACAUAGAGUUGAAGGAAUCGCGUUCGAUGAGGGAAGAAAUAACAGAGAUUAAGGAUAUAUUAGCAGUGCUAUGCCAAAAGGAAAUUAAAGGAAAAAUGAUCGUUGAACAAUCUGAAGUGCAGGAAAAUAAGGGAGAUUCAGGAGGUACUAGUGGGACGGACCUAGAACAUAUAGGCGAAGUGACCUUAGCUAGAACAAAUGGAGGAGGGGACAUAUAUCCUCGUCGAAUCGAAAUCCCGAUGUUUGGUGGAGACGAUCCCGUUGGAUGGAUAUUUAGAGCAGAAAAAUAUUUCUCUGUCAACCGGGUCAGGACGGAGGACAUGGUGAAGGCCGCAGGUGUUUGCAUGGAAGGAACCGCCCUAACGUGGUUACAAUGGGAGGAAGCUCGGGGAACCUUCAACAGUUGGGAGGCAUUUAAGGCAGCACUAGUGGAACGAUUUCGGGUUACACGAGAGGGGUCAGCUUAUGAAGAACUCUACUCACUCCGGCAAUGGGGCUCCGUCGCAGAUUACAGGUUCCAGUUUGAGAAAUUAACCGCAGCUCUGUUAGAUUUAUCUGAUGCGGCUCUGAAGGGCGCUUUCAUCAAUGGGCUGAGAGAUGAGAUUAGAGCAGAGAUCCGACUCAUGGAACCCGCCUCCUUGCGCCAGGCCAUGGGUGCAGCUCAGCGUAUCGAGGACCGCAACACCUUAUUGGGUCAAGUGAGAGAUUGGCGUCGAUCCAUGAAACCAAACCCAAAUCCAAACUAUUAUCUACCAGUGACUCCAGCAAGCAACCACAACAAUUUACUCCAGCCCAACCUACAGAAAAUCCCAUCCACCCAAUCCAUAUCUUUCACCAGACCCACCCACACAAAUACAUCUCGCCCUCCAACCACAGCAACAAGUGGACGACUUCCAGUCAGUGCAAGCAGCUCCAACACCAGCAUGAUCAGACCACCAGUGUCAAGAGCUCCAAACAACGCCAGUAGCAUGCGUCGCCUGCCUUUCCGUCGACUUACUGACGCCGAACAACAAGAAAAAUUUUUGAAGCGCCUUUGUUUUCGUUGUGAUGAACCGUUCGGGCCCAACCACCAAUGUCGCCAGAAAACGCUUCGAGUCCUGAUCGUGGGUGAUGAGAAUGAAGAUGGAGGCAUACCAGACUCUGGCGAAUUAAUGAUGACCCAAGCAGCAGCGGCAGAUCUUGAUGCAGUAGUCAUUCCAGAGGAACCCAUUGAACUGGCUGCUCAUUCAGUCGCCGGAAUCAGCCCUUAUCGCACAUUCAAGGUCGCUGGAGACAUUUCAGGACAUGAGGUGCUCAACAGUUGACUUCGUCUCCAGAAGGAUCCAGCUCCCGCAGAAGACAACUCAACAAGGUCAGGUACGCAACACAAACCAAACUCUCUGAGCAAGGCAAAUCUUACACUCUACAGAUUGGAGAGCCGAGGUCGACAACUAAUGUCUGAGCUUUUUGAGGUUGCUGGUUGCAAGAAUGAACUUGAAUUGGUGAGGUAUCUGCUAAAAGUAUGGAGGUGUACUGCAGAAAAUGAAUAUACACUGGAUGAAUGGUGCUGAGAAUGCCAAGGAAAUUAUAUCCGAGGUAACAAUGUUUCCUAGAUCUGCUAUUGAAUUAACAUUCAUUUAGCUUACUUUUAUCUGUUAUUAUUGAGAUAUGUAAAAAUAGGAAAACCAUAAUUAAAAGAAGGACUUUGACUAUUGUUGGAUUCAUGUCAUUUAUGUAUAUUGUGAAGCUUUAUAAUUGUAUAUCUUAUGUUGUGGACA
Mangifera indica (mango) is the source of this 1827-nucleotide messenger RNA. RefSeq lists its product as uncharacterized. The coding region runs from base 97 to 1374 and encodes 425 amino acids. NCBI's taxonomy places the organism in Eukaryota, Viridiplantae, Streptophyta, Magnoliopsida, Sapindales, Anacardiaceae. The record is from RefSeq and is a predicted model, not a curated record. The transcript is spliced from 2 exons.